GCCAAAUCGAGACUCAAUCCUCAAUUCUAAUCUUGUUUUUCCGAUUUGUGCACCGUCAUGCUCCGGCUGGCUUGCAGAAUAAGGCCUUUUCGGUCAGUAACGCUCUCACGUCCGAUUCGCUCUGUAUCCUCUCUCUCUCCGCCGCUGAUCCACAUCCAAUCCGGCACUUUCUACCAGAAUUAUCCCACCGCCGAAGACCUCGCGGAGGAAGGAACGACAAAAAACCCGCCGCUGGUGCGCGAUUUCAAUUUCACCCUGCCAUCGAAACCCGACGAGAAUGACGGAAAUACAGCUCAGACAUGGGCUGUGAUUGGGCCUCCCGAUAAAACCCACCUGCUGGACGUCCUCGGCGGCAAGCAUAUCUGCGUACCGCCCAACGCCCGCAGUUAUCCGUACCUGCUCACCGACGAAGUCGCGAAAAACAACCCUCGCGCCCGGUUUGUGAAGAACGCCAUCCGAUACGUGGGGUUCAGCGGGGAAGGUUCUGGGGCGAUUGGCGGCACACGAGGCGCCUAUCUCAGUGCUCGGUAUGAGAGUUUGCGCGAGGAGACGGACUGGACGGUGCGGCAGUAUCUCCGCGGUCAGACAUCCUUGAACCCGCUCGCGGAGGACCAGGAUGGUACUCUUCAUGAUGAGACGUUGCUAGCGCAAGUCAUCACGGAUCUACGGCUGGACGGACUGCUGGACAUGCCCGUCGCCAACCUGAGUAAUGGCCAGAUGAGACGAACCCGAAUCGCGCACGCCCUGCUUAGCAAGCCCGAACUGCUGCUUCUUGACGAUGCUUUCAUGGGCCUCGAUCCCGUCGCCGAACGAAGCAUCUCGGACCUCCUCCGCCGCCUCGCCGCCAAGUCGGAACCCCGGUUGAUUAUCGCGUUGCGCCCACAGGACCCUAUACCAAAAUGGAUCAGCCAUGUAGUGGUUUUCGGCGACCGCAAAGGGAUUUUCUACCAGGGUCGCCGGGACUUACUACCUCGCCUAGUUCCUGGUUGCGAAGCUUUCAUGUACGGCAAACCAUUCCGCGUCGCUGAAAUGGUUGACAUCGAAGCAUGGCAGGAUAAGGAAGUCCUGGAUGGCUUGACGCGGAUUUCGGGGUUCAAAGAACCGCCCUUGACCCGAGAUUUCAUGCGAGAGCUCUUACCGACCUGGAAACCAAACACUUGGCGGACACUACCUCGAGACCUGGAUCCACCCCGCGGGGGUGAACCCUUAAUAGAAAUGGACGGUGUCCGAGUGCAAUACGGAGACAAGGUCGUUUUGGGUGACUGGUCACAACCUGUGAACGGUAACUCAGAAGAGGGUCUGCACUGGACGGUUCGUCGUGGCCAGCGCUGGGCUGUCCUUGGCGCCAAUGGAUCGGGAAAGACAACAUUGCUCUCACUCAUCACCUCGGAUCAUCCUCAGACCUAUGCGCUCCCCGUUCGGCUCUUUGGCCGCUCACGUCUUCCUGAAGCUGGCAAGCCGGGUGUGUCCAUUUUCGAACUUCAACGUCGCGUCGGCCACUCCUCGCCUGAAAUUCACGCCUUCUUUCCCCGCCAGCUCACUAUUCGUCAAGCCCUUGAAUCUGCCUUUGCUGAGACUUUUUUGGCUCGACCCAAAUUGAACUAUGAGGCCGAUCUCGACGUGGAUGCCUUCCUACAGUACUUUCGGCCUGAGCUCAACCCGAGCAAAACAACGCCCUACAAAGAUCGGAUAGAACAAAUUAGCUACGAGGCUCGCAGCAUGCUACCGUACUUCAGGCGCUUCAAUUAUUACAAAUUCUAUGAAAAUCCUGGCGGGGAGGUUGAAUAUGCCGACUCUAUCAAGUUCGGCGACCUGUCUGUCGACCUCCAGAGGCUUGUUCUUUUCCUGCGCGCCCUGGUUCACCGACCCGACAUCGUCAUCCUCGAUGAAGCUUUCUCCGGCAUGUCCUCCACCCUGCGUGACAAAUGUCAUGCAUUUCUUGAAUCGGGUGCUGGCCCCGAAUCCCGCUUCCGUGGCCUCUCUGAUCAGCAGGCCCUCAUAAUGAUCAGCCAUGUGGCAAAAGAGAUCCCUAGCCUUGUGCGCCACUAUCUUCGUCUGCCUUCUGGGGACAAGGAAGGCGAUGUAGACUUCCGCUUCGGCACGCUCAAGUCGAAUAGCAGCAUGAGCUAUCCCAGGGUCUGGAAAGCCGCCUGGGCGCCGAGCCGUGAUUUCGAAGCGAAGACUACACGCGCUGACCCAACUGAAGCCCCGGAAGGAGAGCCGGUACGAGAGGACUACGAGAAAUACGAGUGGCGAUCCAUUUAGGGGCUUUAUCUAGAGGAUAGUAUGUCUGGAUUUGUAUAGAAUGGAUUGCGGCGGGUUGUACGAUUGGAUUGGAUUUAGCGCAUC
This is a messenger RNA of Aspergillus homomorphus CBS 101889, 2349 nucleotides long. Its product is annotated as putative ABC transporter. The coding region runs from base 58 to 2265 and encodes 735 amino acids. Gene Ontology annotation, cellular component: mitochondrion. The transcript has 2 exons. The record is from RefSeq and is a predicted model, not a curated record. Lineage: Eukaryota; Fungi; Ascomycota; Eurotiomycetes; Eurotiales; Aspergillaceae. Gene Ontology annotation, molecular function: ATP binding; ATP hydrolysis activity.